AAAGAGAGUUGCCGGUAUGAUAGUUUCUAGCUUUAAUUUAUAUUUAUUUGAAUUUGAAUUUGACUGCGUUAAGCAGAAUCCAUCUCCUACUUAGAAAACUGCAGUCCGGCCCUGCCUAGAAAAAACGCAUCUCGAUGCACAAUAGUUUGCGCGGUAUUAAGCGCUUUUUUGCAAUUUCCGGUUAUUCACUUAAGAAUUACCUUUCGAUCGAACAGCAUCUAACCGGUCACCAACAGCAGAAGAAUAAAAGUAUUUUUUAUAAUAGAAUUCACGUGGAAUAAAGUUGUUUUUCCUAAAAAUUGGAAAUUUAAUAAACGGUUGUUAUUCGUAAAGUAACGCGUCGUGGGUUGGUGUUUUAACCCGAAAGAUUUGCCCGUGAUACGAUCCCCUGACAUUACAUUUUUGGUGCCGUGACCAGGAUCACGGGUGUGCCAUUGGAUCAACCACGACGAUAAUCCCAAUCCCAUUCAACAACCCGGAGUUCCAGAUAGCAGUACCUGCUCAAAAAGUACAAGGCCUGUUUAAGACAGGCUCCAUGUGAGUAUCUGUCCAACGAAUUCUAUUUUCUUGAGAGGUACUUCCUGGGUCUUCUUUUGCCCAAUACAGAAAUCCACGUGUUCCUGCUGAGGAUCACCGAUCCUAUUUCUAUACCGGUGCUAUUGCCGUUGUGGUAUACUAUCCUGAAGUGACCGUUGCUGUUCCUAACCUACAAUUAUCCUGGGGAAAAUCCUGGAAGGUCGGAAAUCCACAUCCAAUAUCGGAUUUCAAUCCUAACCAUCCACUGGAGUUGAGACAUCCUACCCGUGAUCAUCCUACUUGGUAGUCAUCCCAUCCAGUUGUUCGAGAGUUCCUGCUUUUUAAUAAAACCAAAGGCCUAUUUUUGAAUGGGCACAGGUGAGUGCCAUUCCAACCCUAUAUCGUCAUCCAAAAGGUGCUUCUUGGGUCUUCCGUUUAUUUUAGCCGUUCCUGCACUAAUCUAAACCUAACCUCAUCAUGGCGGAGAAGAAGAUGAAGGCAAAGGAGCUGAAACGGAAAAACAUCCUGGAUUCCAUGCAGCGCAUCCAAGACUUCCUGACGAAUUACGAUGAGGAGCGAGACAUGAACGAGGUAGCGAUACGUCUGGCCCGACUUGAUAACCUGAUGGAAACUUUCGAAGCGAUCCAAGGAGAAUAUGAAACGUACGACGAUGAACCAGAAUUUGCUGCGGCUAAUGCGAAGUCCGCGGAGUUCGUAUCCUACCAAGCGCUGCCAGAUAACAGCUACGUCGCCGGAGGACAUUUGAUCAUCGUCCCAACGCUACUUAACAUGAAUCCAGAGUUUAACGACGAACGGAUUCGUACCGGUGAGCUGUUUCUGAACGGCUGUAAAUCUCCAACGAACAACGAGCACGAAUGUCGUCGCCGGGGGACUCAUUUCACAAUCCUGCCGCCGGUUGUUUCGGCCAAGCUGAACACCAAGGCCAGUUUCCGGUUUCGUUACGGACGCGUGGAAAUCCGAGCCAAGCUGCCCAAGGGAGAUUGGAUUUUUCCGCAGCUCCUGUUGCAGCCGGCCGAAAAUUACUACGGCUACGCUGAUCUGGCCUCGGGAAUGUUGUUGUUGGCCCACGUGCUUGGCAACGACGAGCUCGUUUCCCGGGAAGGAAUUCAGAUCGAUGGGCACCGGCUAAGGGGAGGGGCCAUCAUUACGAACAGGGCCAAGCUGCGGGAAGCUUUCCUCAAGUCCAACGUUCUGGAUGAACACUUUGCCGAUGGGUUCCACACGUACGGUUUGAUAUGGCGCCCGGAUGGAAUUUCGUUUACCGUUGACGGAUUCCAGUACGGCAGCCUGAGGGGAAAGUUUGUCGAUUUUGGGCUGGCCAACAAUUUGACCCAGGCCAAUCUGUGGAACCGAGAUAAUGUACUGUCACCGUUUGAUAAGGAGUUCUACAUUUCGCUAGGCGUCGGCGUCGGUGGGGUAACCGACUUCCCGGAUCUCUGCCGCAACGGACCAACCCGGGCCGAAAAACCCUGGAACAACACCAGUCCUAAGGCCGAGUACCACUUCUAUCAGAACAGGAACGCCUGGUAUCGAACCUGGACCGAUCCGGAACUGGCCGUCGAUUAUGUGCGGGUGUAUGCGUUAUGAGGAUAAGUGAAACCAGUUUUAAAUUUAAAAUUAUUUUUUUUUGAAAAUUUGAUGAGAUUAAUCUAAGAGAUACAUAUGUAUACUGAAAUUCAACACG
Molecule: messenger RNA, 2221 nt
Organism: Uranotaenia lowii
Lineage: Eukaryota; Metazoa; Arthropoda; Insecta; Diptera; Culicidae
Gene: GNBP1
Product: beta-1,3-glucan-binding protein
Exons: 5
Coding region: 994-2124 (376 amino acids)
Biological process (GO): carbohydrate metabolic process
Molecular function (GO): carbohydrate binding; hydrolase activity, hydrolyzing O-glycosyl compounds
Source: RefSeq, a predicted model, not a curated record